CGCCGGUCUCGAUGCCAACGCACAGUCGCUGUUCGCAGUCAAAGCGGUUUCGUUGUGUCGCGCGCUCGAGUGGCAAUGUGCGAUAUUCAGCACUAGAGGAUAAGCCGAAUCCCACAGUCCAGCCAACAUGACGGACCGAUAUGCCAAUGGAGUGACCACCAGCCUGGUCGAGCCCACCAAUGGAAGCGCCGCCGCGGCACAGCCCGGCGAUGGAGAGGAGAAGAUUGUCCUCAAGCGGAAGCUAACACUCAUCAAUGGAGUGGCCAUCAUAGUGGGCACCAUCAUCGGAUCGGGCAUCUUCAUCGCUCCCACGGGAGUCUUUCUCUACACCGAAUCCGUGGGAAGCUCCCUCUUGAUUUGGCUGACCUGCGGCAUUUUGUCGACAAUCGGAGCUCUUUGCUACGCGGAACUGGGAACAUGCAUCACGAGAUCUGGCGGGGAUUACGCCUAUCUGCUGGUGUCCUUUGGGCCGCUGGUGGGAUUCCUGCGGCUCUGGAUUGCACUGCUCAUCAUCCGGCCAACCACGCAGACCAUUGUGGCUCUUACUUUUGCCCAUUAUGCAGUCAAGCCAUUCUUCCCGGAAUGCGAUCCCCCACAGAAUGCGGUGAAACUGCUGGCUGCCAUAUGCCUGACACUGCUCACCACGAUUAAUUGCCUGUCUGUGAAGGUGUCCAUGAAGGUGCAGGAUGUGUUCACGGUGGGCAAGCUGCUGGCCCUCAUCAUGAUUAUCCUGGCCGGACUGUACUACAUGGCCACUGGCGAGUUGGAGAACUUCAGCCAUCCGUGGGAGGGCAUCUACACUACCCGCAACAUUGGCUACGCCUUCUAUUCCGGUCUGUUUGCUUUUGGCGGCUGGAACUACUUGAACUUUGUGACGGAGGAGCUGCAGGAUCCAUACAAGAACCUUCCGCGCGCCAUUUGGAUAGCCAUGCCCCUGGUCACGGGCAUCUAUGUUCUGGUUAAUUUGGCCUACUUCGCCGUGGUGAACAAACCGGAGAUGCUCAGUUCACUGGCCGUGGCGGUGACCUUUGGAAACCGCGUGUUCGGACCGCUGGCCUUCAUGGUGCCCAUUUUCGUUGCACUGAGCACAUUCGGAGGCGUCAACGGAGUGCUCUUCACCUCGGCGCGACUCUUCGCCACUGGAGCUCAGGAAGGGCAUUUGCCCAAGUUUUUCCAGCUGUUCCACGUGAAGCAACAGACUCCCAUUCCCUCCCUGAUUUUCACAUGUCUGAUGUCUCUGCUCAUGCUGCUCACGGAUAACGUCUACCAGUUGAUCAACUACUUCAGCUCGGUGCUCUGGCUCUCAGUGGUGGCCAGCAUAGCCGGGAUGUUGUGGCUCCGGCAUAAGAGACCCGACUUGCCCAGACCCAUUAAAGUCCAUAUUGCGCUGCCGAUUAUCUUCAUGGUGAGCUGCGUGACACUGGUACUGCUGCCGAAUCUGGAGGAGCCGCAAAAUCUGCUGAUUGGCAUCGGCAUAACCCUGGCCGGCAUUCCGUUCUACUACGCCUUCAUCGCCUGGAAAAAUAAGCCCAAGUGCUACGGACGACUGUCCAACUCAGUAGUGGAGAUUUGCCGGGCCGUCUUCAAUACCACCAUUAUCGAAUCGAAUGAGGCGAUUAACUAGGCCUACAUACAUAUGUACCACACGCGUAAAACUCGUGCAUUUAGUGCAAAUUGGACUGCACUGGAAAUUGAUAUUCGAAAACACUGAAAACUUGUUAACUUGUAAACAGUUUUGAGUAAGCCCCUGCCCCGUUUGUAUGAUAUUUUAGCAUUCCUCACCACCAAAUUGGCAUCUAUAAGAAUUUAGUUUUAUCGUACGUACGUAUUUAUUUCAGCAAGCCCCUCAGUUAACAGGUUUUACAAACCCCAGCCUUUUUGGCCCACUUCCCACUUAUGUUUACUAUAGACUCUAUGGUUGGGUGCAACAAUCCGAACUCCUUUUUUAACCAAAUGAGGAAGUAAUUGAAAGCGCUUAUAUGGGAACAAACUACAAAAUGUGACAUGUUUAGGGAAGCUACACAGCAGUACAAUAAGGAGCAUAUUAAUGUUUAACUUAACCGCUUAGCAAAUAAAUGUAUUAUUGCAAACUCGUUACUUUGAAA
This is a messenger RNA of Drosophila teissieri, 2105 nucleotides long. It is a transcript of the gene JhI-21, whose product is annotated as large neutral amino acids transporter small subunit 1. The record is from RefSeq and is a predicted model, not a curated record. Lineage: Eukaryota; Metazoa; Arthropoda; Insecta; Diptera; Drosophilidae. Gene Ontology annotation, cellular component: membrane. The coding region runs from base 128 to 1624 and encodes 498 amino acids. The transcript is spliced from 8 exons. Gene Ontology annotation, molecular function: L-amino acid transmembrane transporter activity. Gene Ontology annotation, biological process: amino acid transmembrane transport.